UGUGGGCGGCGUCGUGUGGCGGAACUCGUCUCGCUCUGCGUUGGGGGAGCGGCGGGGUGCGCGCCGUCCUCGCAGCCCCGGCCCCACAGGGAGCCCUCCGACCCCACAGGGAACCCCCCGGCCCCGCGGGGAGCCCUUCUCCUCAUAGGAACCCCCCCCCCGGCCCCACAGGGACCUCCCCCAACAGGGACAUCCCUCUCACAGGGCUCUCCCUGGCCCCGCGGGGAUUUUUGCCCCCCCACCAGGCCUCCCCCCAGCCCAAAUCCCCCCUUUCCAACCUCCCCCCGGCCCUGGUCCCCCCCUUUCUAAGCCCACCCCCCUCCUGCCUCUCCUCAGGGCCCCUGUGUGUGUGUUUUGGGGGGCAGCGCCUCCCUUGCCUGCUCUCUUCCCCCCCUUCCCCUCCCUCGCACCCACGGGCACCCCUGUUCCCGCCCCACACACACUUCUUUUACACUUUGCAAUUAGAGUAAACCAGAAAGGUCCUAGGUAGCAGAAGGGUUACCCUCCUCCUCCUCCUCCUCCCCACCCCUUAAGGGGCGGUGAUAGCGGUGGAGAGGAAGAAAAGGAUGCCACGGAAGCUGUUGUUGCCUUAUAAAUCUGUUUUUUCUCACUUUCGAGCUCCAAGGGGUUUGCAUGAUUCCUUGGCAAUGAACGCGGCCAGAAGUGGCUACCGGGUCUUCUCGGCAAACUCCACGGCAGCCUGCACCGAGCUGGCAAAGAGGAUCACAGAGCGUCUUGGUGCUGAGUUGGGAAAAUCUGUGGUGUACCAGGAAACCAAUGGAGAAACAAGAGUUGAAAUAAAAGAAUCUGUCCGGGGACAGGAUAUCUUCAUUAUACAGACGAUCCCCAGAGAUGUGAAUACUGCUGUAAUGGAGCUGCUGAUAAUGGCUUAUGCACUGAAGACCUCCUGUGCCAGGAACAUCAUUGGGGUCAUCCCUUACUUCCCCUACAGCAAACAGAGCAAGAUGAGGAAGAGGGGCUCUAUUGUUUGCAAGCUGCUGGCUUCAAUGCUAGCCAAGGCAGGUUUAACACACAUUAUCACUAUGGACCUUCAUCAAAAGGAAAUCCAAGGCUUCUUCAGCUUUCCAGUAGACAACCUGAGAGCCUCCCCUUUCCUUCUUCAAUAUAUACAGGAAGAAAUUCCAGAUUACAGAAAUGCCGUUAUUGUAGCCAAAUCUCCUGAUGCAGCAAAAAGGGCUCAGUCUUAUGCUGAGAGAUUGCGGCUGGGACUAGCAGUGAUACAUGGAGAGGCUCAGUGCACAGAGCAGGACAUGGAUGAUGGUCGUCACUCCCCCCCGAUGGUCAAAAAUGCAACUGUGCAUCCUGGUCUGGAGCUGCCAUUGAUGAUGGCCAAGGAGAAACCGCCAAUAACUGUGGUUGGAGAUGUUGGAGGAAGAAUUGCCAUCAUUGUGGAUGACAUCAUUGAUGAUGUGGAGAGCUUUGUAGCUGCUGCAGAAAUCCUGAAAGAGCGAGGAGCCUAUAAGAUAUUUGUGAUGGCUACUCAUGGGCUCCUGUCUGCAGAUGCCCCCCGUCUAAUAGAGGAAUCCUCCAUCGAUGAGGUGGUAGUAACCAACACGGUUCCUCAUGAGGUGCAGAAGCUGCAGUGCCCCAAGAUAAAGACUGUGGAUAUCAGUUUGAUCCUCUCUGAAGCCAUCCGACGAAUCCACAACGGGGAGUCCAUGGCCUAUCUCUUUCGCAACAUCACUGUUGAUGACUAGAUCUGACGCUGCCCCUGUCCUGGCUUCCACAAGAGAAGGAAAUAUGCAUGAAAAGGCAAUACCAUAAAUUAUAGACAUAACACAACUGUUUAUUCUUGUAGGGAGGGUAAAGGUUUUCAGGGACUUGAGCCAUGAGAUCCAGCAGAAAAAAAAUCAACUUGACCAGCACUUUAUAGGUGAACAGAAGAGGCCACUGGCAGGGGGGAGGAUUAUACCUUGAGAAAGAGAAAGAAAUAAGAAGGCUUUGAGUUUUUAAGUUCUUUUAAUUUUUUUGUAGUGUUUUCUCUUGCCCUUUUAAAAAAAGAACAAAACAAAAAUAAAGGAGAACAACUGUUAACUCGUGAGAGAGGAAUGGGGAAUGUUCAUCGCUGCAUGUGAACAGCAGGAGGAAACAGCCUUUGGGUUUCUGUUUCUGUCUCUGACUUGCCUGAGAGAGCACAGAAGGGAAUGCUUCAUUUAGGCAGCUAAGCUAGGCUGCUUGCUGCUGGCAGAGCUAAUCAGCAGAGCAGAGCCUUGCCAACUUAGAGGCCUUGAAUCUCUCAUACAGCAUAGCAAGUGCUUUCAUCAAAACCAGGUUAGCGGAACAUGCAGAAAGGGCAGCUCAGGGCAACCCAUUCGGAGGGUAUCCUCGUCUCUAGGGGUUGGCAACAAGUUCACAUGCAGCUCUCGGCAGGGCAAGAGACUCUAGACAAUGUGCUGGCCUUUUCAUUUUGUGAGCCUGGGAUCAUUAUUGUGCUUCAGUGGCAAGUCACAUGAGGAUCUAGGUCCUCACUUGAACGCUUAUCUGCACUGCGAAGCCAGCCACAAUUUCUGGAGUUGAUAAAAUUGUGGCAGACUCUCAUGGGGAAGGGAAGUUGGAACAACAUCUGCCUCUAAUGCGACUGUGCUUUCCAAAACACUAACGCUGAACCUGCAAUAAAAAGCAUAGGAUUUUUCCUUUUUGGUGCUCCCUGUGAACCCUUUGCCUUCUGAGCAGCUGCUGUGUCUGUACCAUGGGGCUGUUGCUGUAAAUAGGCUCGCUUGGCAGCUUGCAGCCGCCUUCCACAGCGAAGCAGGACUCGCUGCUUGCUCUUUUCUCAAGUGACACUAAUCCUUGGCUGGAGGGGACACUUGAGAAAGCAGCAGAAAGUGCUUGUGAAUUGUGGCAGGCUUUUGUUGUCUCCAGGAAGAUACAAGGAUGAAUUCCCAAGCCGUGAUAUUCGUCCUUGAUGAGACAGGCUAACGCACUCCAGUAAAACCUAUCAUAUUUUCCAGCCUGCUGGUGUAAGGAACAAAUCCUGCCAGAGGCAAUUGCCUAAGAGAACAGUGCUGAUGGAUGGCGCUCUCUAGCAGGCAUUUUUUUUUUUUUUUAGUUCCACUCAUCCUUCAGCUUCUGCCUACAUCCUUCUCUUCCACUCCAGCAUCCAAAAUCCAAAUGGUGCCCAGGGGCAAGCAGUGAUACUGUGAGAGCAGGAAGAGCCUUGAGCACUAGGCAAACAAACAUUCCUUGGUAGCAGGGGAGUUUGUGUUGCAGGGCUAAUGUCCUGUCUCUUUGCCAGUGAGGGUGCGUGAAAGCCCAAACCUGAGAGCAGUUGGGUCUUCUGUGGUAUCCAGCACUAAUUAAACCUUUAAGCUAGAUCCCAUGAGCAGUACACAGGCCUAGAACUGGUCUUUUGGCUAGUGAUGGUUUUACUGCAUUUUCAGAGUAUUACAGACAAGUUGCAGCUGUGCUCUGUGAUCACAGUGUGGCUCUUAGGCCUGAGGUUGUAACGUGUUACUGUAUUUUAAGUAUUAUGGAACAGAUUGACUGAGGCACGUGGAGUCCUUGCAAAAAAGCCUGUGUGCCUCGUUGUUCUGAGCCGGUACUGGACCAUGCUGUUCGUACCAGGAGCCAGUGUUGUACUCACCGGACCCCAAAUGGCCAGGGGAGCUGGUGGGUUGGGACAGGUGUCUGUUAGUUAGGACAUAGCACCUGCCUGAUUUAACCUGGCUUGGGUCUAGUCUGCCACCACAUCAGCAUUGAGCCGAGUCUCUCCUUUUUCAUUCUGCCCUGAAAUCCAGCCCUUGCCGUUGCCGUAACAGUGUGCUGAUGUGCACUUUCUGAAGUGAUCUGGCCCUUUGCCAUUUUCGGGGGUCUUACAGCUUUUUCUGCCAGUCCUGUUUGCUUUCUAGAAAGCUUGAAUGGUCCCUAUACGUAGACUUAAACCUUCUGAACUGGCAGCUUUGCCGGUUAUCAGAGUAAAGGCUUAGGAUCCCUCAUAAGAGGGUUAGCUGCUUGUCUCAGUACAUGUUCCCAUCUCUUAAUCUCUCUACUCCCUCUUUGAAUUCAGUCUUCACAGCUUGAAAGGGAAGGUCCACACACACAACAGAUCUAUAUGCUUUGUUUUUAAUGCCUGAAAACUGAUACCUUAUAUCUUUUAAAGGAGCAAGCUGAUCUAUUCUGUUUUCCGCUUGUCCACUCUGAUCCUUCCUUGGAAAUUGUCUUCGAGUGCCUCGCUGAAGGAGAGAGAUGUUAAUACUCUAAAUAACUGUGAUGGUCUGACUUUAUGGUUUAUAAGGGAAAAGAAGUUCUCGUUGAUUAUUUUUGUAAGUACUUGUUUGAUGGAUCACUCAGGUUCAAAGGUCUUCCCAGUGUUUGAAUAUUUUACUCCCAAGGAUUAUCUGGAAGCAUGUGUUUAUCUGCAUUUCUUUCUCCCUGCUUAUGUGGCUUUUGCUUCAGAGUGAGAUGGAGUUGCUAAGAAAUUUGUGUGUUGAUGCAGUUAGCAACAACCUUCCACCAUUCCCACCUCUGAGGCUGGGGGAGAGGGAAAAACUUGUCCUACUUUUGAUACCUCAAAAAAGAAAAAAAAAAUGAAGUACUUCCUCUCUGGGACUUGUCUCCUCAUGGAAAGUCUCAGAGUGGACCGUGCUGUGUGGCUUACAGAUAUCUUCCUUCUGCCCGUGGCUUAGUUGUUCUUUGCGGAGACAGCUCACCCCGUGAGGGAGCUGAGUCUUUCAAGUUGAACCUCUCUAAGCAGGGGCUGCAUUAAGCUGCUUUAAAAUGAUGGAUGUUACCAAUUACACUUAAAGUAUUAAAGUGGAAAAGAAUGCAAGGAACCCGUGGCACAUCUUCCAUGCAUAAGUUCAUGCCUUUUUCUGUCCAGGGCAGCGUGUGAGGACAGCUGUGGUUGGCGUGAGCACCUAGCCUUCGUGAAACCUGUCUGACCUAGAAUAUGCUGUUUAACUAUUUUCUCUGGGGAAAGUGACAGGAGUGCUUGUGGAUGUGUGUUAGAAACCUGUAGAGAAACUCCAAGCGUGGAUGCAAAUAAACUCUCUGAAUUCUCA
This is a messenger RNA of Dromaius novaehollandiae (emu), 5021 nucleotides long. RefSeq names its product phosphoribosyl pyrophosphate synthetase associated protein 1 (gene PRPSAP1). Bases 567 to 1718 code for a protein of 383 amino acids. Gene Ontology annotation, molecular function: ATP binding; ribose phosphate diphosphokinase activity; magnesium ion binding. The transcript is spliced from 10 exons. Gene Ontology annotation, biological process: 5-phosphoribose 1-diphosphate biosynthetic process; purine nucleotide biosynthetic process. The record is from RefSeq and is a predicted model, not a curated record. Gene Ontology annotation, cellular component: cytoplasm; ribose phosphate diphosphokinase complex. NCBI's taxonomy places the organism in Eukaryota, Metazoa, Chordata, Aves, Casuariiformes, Dromaiidae.